AUGAACCAGUCAACGCUUCCUGUCAAUAGUGCCGAAGUCACUGUAUGGACUGCGCAGGAUGUUACAGAUCGCUUCGCCCUGCAACCAUCCAAUGGCCGGCUUGUGCCUCUGAAGACCAGAGGCGAGAUUAGGGCGAGCCACGAGACGAGUAUGCAAUACCGUCUGAUCAGGAGUAUACAGCACGUCCUCAAGACCGCCAUCGAAGACCUAAGCGCCAUCGACCUCCAGCAUCUUCGCCGGGUCGUCAAGCGAGAAUACCUACCCUUGCAUCUUCAAUGCUCCGACAAUGCUUCCUCGAUCGCGGCCACUCUCACUAAGCCCACCGAAACUCGCUCUCUCCUGAUAUCGGCGACCUCUCAAAUCUCGCUUGCAGAACUGGAAGCCAUCUUAUCAUCGAACCCACCCUUUCUGGAUAACGUCUUCCCCCUCAAAGUCAAGAUCGUUCCAGUCCCAGCACUAGCCCCCAUCUCCGCCGCCCAAGCCGAUCAAUGGAGCAAAGAGUACUGGCCCACAGCUUACAAACACACCAACCCCUUCGGCCCGCAUCCCAGCAUCGUCAGCCGCGCCCAGGCCGAAGUAGAGCCCAGUGCCGGAACAUGGCUCGCGCUGGCCGACAAGCUUGCCGAGGAGGCCGCGCUAGGCAUGGGUGAGCAAGCUGGAUGCGUGAUUUUGGAGAGGAGAAGCGAGGCUGAGGGAGGUGCGAGGGUUGUUGCGGCUGCUGGUGAUGGACGCUGGUACGGCGUCGACGAGUCCGAGAACGAGGGACCGGGAAAUGUGAUGGCGCACUCGGCGCUCCGCGCUAUUGGCAUGGUUGCAAAGAAGCGUCUCCGGAGUGCGGAAUUACAGCGUAGCGAGCAGGGCCUCGAGAGGGAAACCGUCCAGACCGUUUACCGACGCUCUGGUUCGGAGUGCUUCGAUCCAACCAAAAACGAGGACAUAUUCUACGAUGAGGCGGUCCUUGGGCUCCCCAUUGAACAGGAGAUAGCCGCGUCAGACAACCUGACACCGAACGGCUAUCUUUGCGUAGACUUGGAGAUUUACCUCACCGCUGAGCCGUGCGUCAUGUGCUGCAUGGCCAUACUGCACUCCCGGUUUGGCCGUGUAGUGUUCAGAGACAGGAUGCCAUUGACUGGUGGUAUGACAGCUGAUGUUAGUACCGAUAACACGCAUAGUGUCAGAGCAGAUCAGGAGGCAAACAAACAGAAUAAAGAGUCGGGAGUUGAGAGUCUAGGAUACGGCCUCUUCUGGCGGCCUGCGGAGCUCAACUGGAAGAUGCUAGCCUGGCAAUGGCUCGCCGAAGAUGAUACUGCGAACCAGAUGGAGCAAACCAUACAUAUUUAG
Messenger RNA from Coniosporium apollinis CBS 100218, 1341 nucleotides. RefSeq lists its product as uncharacterized. The transcript has 2 exons. NCBI's taxonomy places the organism in Eukaryota, Fungi, Ascomycota, Dothideomycetes. Gene Ontology annotation, molecular function: tRNA-specific adenosine-34 deaminase activity. The record is from RefSeq and is a predicted model, not a curated record. Gene Ontology annotation, cellular component: nucleus; cytoplasm. The coding region runs from base 1 to 1341 and encodes 446 amino acids.